This is a messenger RNA of Dermacentor andersoni, 3733 nucleotides long. Its product is annotated as solute carrier family 2, facilitated glucose transporter member 8-like. Gene Ontology annotation, biological process: transmembrane transport; carbohydrate transport. Gene Ontology annotation, cellular component: membrane. The record is from RefSeq and is a predicted model, not a curated record. Lineage: Eukaryota; Metazoa; Arthropoda; Arachnida; Ixodida; Ixodidae. Gene Ontology annotation, molecular function: sugar transmembrane transporter activity.
UAUAGACUCAUAUCACAUACGCGCCAUUCUAAGCUCUCCCGUCCCCUCUUUAUCUCUACCACAUGACUGGCUUCGCACACGUACACUUCCACUUUGGCACUCCUAAUUCUAACCAAUUGAAAAAAAAAAUACCGCGCAAGGAAGUUGUCUGUUCGAUUCAGUUAUGCGCGAGGUAACAUGUAUUUUAUAAGCACUGAUAUCACGUUUCAAAGUAAUGAAUGCGGUUCUCCGAAGCAGGUUGUGUUGCUGGCCGAUAUUUCCGUGAUAUUUUACACGAACCACGUCGCCACUCGCCGACCUUCUUCGAGGCCUUGAGGGACGCUCCUUGUGUCACUGUAAAACUCGGGCUCACCCGAUGGUGAGCUGCUUAACAUGAAUUGGAUCGCCGCAGGCAACGAACCAAACGAAUCCCACUUGGUUCCGCGCGUUUCUUGUGAGCGACACGUUGUCAGAGACGUUCUGUCGGCACGGGCACUUCCAAGUUCAUGCGACGACGACGCUCGCCUAACCGCGCGGCCGAGAGCCGGGCUGCGCGGUGACUCAACGUACACGUGUCGGUCGACUCGCCAUCAUGCAGCUGGCGCGUCCUUUGCGUAGAGGCGCUUUGUACACCUCCUCGCCGAGUACGCACCGUUGUUGUUUCGCGACCCACGGAACGACCUCCCCGCGUUUUCUGCUGCCACCGUACGUGGAGCGGACAGCUAUCCAAUCGUGGAAUGGAAGGCAGUCGCACCUGUUGGCCGCCCGGGUGCGUCCGCUGUGCGCGCAGUAGCAGCAGCAACAGCAGCAGAUUCGCGCGCGCGCGCCUGGGUGUCACUGGAUGCUGCAGGAAAACGUUGGCUGCAGCCGCUUAAUUGGUCUACGCUUUGAAGAUGUGUGCAACCGGUCGUCGAGGGGGGUUUUCUUUUUUUUUUCCUUGCCGCUCUCGUCUCCAGCUUCCGGCGAGAGCAGGCGAGGGGAGAGUACGGUGCGACGGCUGGCUCUCUUGCGGGGCGAUAUGAGCGCGCGGCGUCAGCACGGCCGCCGACGAGCUCGGGGCGCAUGCUGCGAGUUAACUCACCGCCGGAGGUCAGCGACAGUCGAAGAUGGGCGCCGUGACAACGCCUCGGGAGGCUGCUCUCCAGCUGGAGCCGCUCGUGUGCCCCUCCAGCGAGUGCGAUCCACAGCCGGUGCAGGUGCAGGGUCGUCAAGAGAUGGAGGAGGACAGGCGGGCGCUCACCGCCGCCAACGGCCGGUCCCCGUGGCGUGCUCGACUGGUGCUGUCCGUGUGCUCGGCGUGCAUGGGCGGCGCGUCGUUCGGUCUCACGCUCAGCUACUCUUCGCCAGCGCUUCCUGACAUCCGACGCCGCAUGCCCUUCAGCGACAGCCAGAGCGACUGGUUCGGUUCGCUGGUCACGCUCGGUGCGCUCUUCGGAGGACUCGCUGGAGGCCAGCUGGUCAAUAGGCUGGGCCGCAAGGACACCAUCAUCUUCUCGUCGCUUGGCUUCGUGAUCGGCUUCCUGUUGAUCGAGGCGUCGCCACAGCCGAACGUCAUGUUCCUGGGUCGCUUCCUGACGGGUCUGUCCACAGGGAUCACCGCGCUGGCGGUGCCCGUGUUCGUCUCGGAGGUGAGCCCGCCCCAGAUACGCGGAGUGCUGAACACCCUGUGCACCAUCGCCGUCACCUCGGGCGUGCUGAUGGCCUACGUGCUGGGCAAGUGGCUCGACUACCAGUGGCUCGCCACGGCCUGCAUCGUGCCCUCGGUCAUCGUGGUGAGCUCCAUGCCGUUCGUGGCAGACUCGCCGAGGUGGCUGAUCCAGAGAGGACGCUCCGAAGAGGCCCUCAAGGCGCUGGAGUUCUACGAAGGAGCGGAAUGGGCUCGCGAGGAAUUCGACAGCCUUCAGGCAGCAGGAACAGUGGUCGAGCCGUUCUCGUUCGCCGAUUUCAAGCUUCCCUACAUCUACAAGCCAUUCCUGUGUGUUUUGCUCGGCAUGUUCCUGCAGCAGUUCUCGGGCAUCAGCAUCAUGCUGUUGUAUACGCAAGACAUCUUCGAGUCCGCCGGAUCGACCAUCGAGCCCAUCGACUGCACCAUCAUCGUGGGAGUUGUCCAAGUGGCCAGCGGCAUCGUAGCCACGCUGGCUAUUGACCGCUUAGGUCGCAAAGUGCUGCUGCUUGGGUCUUGCUUCCUGUCCUCCGUCAGCCUGGUACUUCUUGGAAUCUCGUACCACUUCAAGGAGACUCAGGGCCAGGCGUUUCUCGCGUCGUACGGCUGGCUCCCGCUGCUUGCUCUGUGCGGCUUCAUGGUCGGCUACUCGGUGGGCCUUGGGCCGCUGCCGUGGAUGCUGAUGGGCGAGAUGCUGCCACUGCGCGUCAAGGGCUUCGCCACUGGUGCGUCAACUGCUUUCAACUUCGGCUGCGGCGCCCUGACCUCCAAGGAGUACCACAGCACCAUGCGGCUGCUCGGGAACGACGGCAUCUACUGGUUUUACGGCGCAGUCAUGGCUCUAGGCUUCGUCCUGGUGUUAGUGUUUAUUCCCGAGACGCGCGGCAAGACUCUGGAGGAGAUUGAGGUGCAGUUCGGCAAGAGCGCUAACACCUCCACAGAUUCGAGAGAACAGCCAGGCCUCGUGAACGCAUAGCGAGUGACUCGUGCUUAGGAACUGGCAACCAUUUUUCGGACGUUCUUUUUAUAUGAUCUAUUUUAUUGCGUAUUUGUUGUGGACAUUGAGUGCAAUGAGUGCAUUUGUGUUGAGUCCCGACCGGUUCGCUAACUUUUGCCGGGGCAGUUCAUCCUAGUUGACCCGCUUGCGUUAUGGCGUCGUACUUCCGUGUUGAGGUGCGAGCCGUUUCACCUCGCGUGCUCAUGAGAUUAACCAACGAAUCUGUACUUAUUUUACAGGCUAAAGUCACCUUUCUGGACGAAAUAUGAUUUUGAAAUAUCAGUGUCUCAUUUUUUGGUGGUGGAGCAUCUUCCUAUUUCAUCGCAGUGAAACUUCUUACAGUAAAGGGGAAGUAAAGUGUUGUAAUACAAAAGCGACAGACAGUUCAGUAAGCAGUGAGCACACAAGUUCAGCAAAGCAUUCUUCUCUUGCGUUAGUCUUGUGAACUUUCUUGGGCACCGGUCAUCCAGCUAUGUGUCGUGAAAUUGCUAUUUUCAUUAGUAACAAUUGGAAGCAAUUGCCCGUUCCCCUGAAGAACUGUAUGGCUCUAUUGUUUCGACUGAAUUCAGUGGUCGGUUUCAAGUAUCAAUUAUGAAUGUUCCCGUGGAUCCUUCACGACCAACCAUUGUUUGUUCACUUUAUACGAUUCUGUGAGGACUACGGAAAAGCCGCCAUAUAGGAACAGGGUCAUUUACAUGACGAGAGAAGUAUACGGACUAUGCAGUCCAUUGAAGGCAGCGAUGUCUUACUACUUGUGCUCCUGAUUACUGUGCCGAGGUAUUCCACACCGUCAACAAAGCAGUCACUUCAUUAUCUGCGUCACUUGACUGAAACGUCAUUCACACAAGCAAUUUUUGUAAUUGAAUCCUUAGUUUUAUGUGCCUUCAUAAGGAGUGCUUAAUCCUUUGGGUCUCAUCAAAUAGUGUUCGAAAUUGUUAUGUUUGAUAUAAGAAUGUGCGUGAAUGUUUUUUUUUUUAUUGUGGUUUCUCUGCAUUUCCAGCAUAAUUUCUACCUCAUUGCUCAUUUCGAACUGUUUUAUUUUCAUCAAUUGAGUCAUUGUGUCAUUCAUUUACAAUAAAAGACAGGCAUAUCCA